AUGCUCGUCGUCGAAAGCAGUCCAAACCUCGGCCUCACCUCGGCCUUCUGCGGCUCGCAGUUUGACGACAGCCCACUGACGAGAGAGAGAAUCCGGGGAGUGGUGGAAACGGCGACGACCUCCGGCAGGCGGUGGGUCCCGGCGUAUUGUGGCGCCUCGGAUGUUCACGAUGAACCCCAUCUGUACGCGAGAUCUUCUUGCUCCCGCACCAUUUCCAGGGAGGACUGCACUGCUUGUCUCGAGGAAGCCGGGGCUCGACUGAUGGAUCGCUACUGCAAGGAUCUGUAUGGUGCGCAGGUCACUCUUGUGGAUUGUUUCUUGAGGUAUGAGACCUCGCGAUUCUGCUAG
Molecule: messenger RNA, 348 nt
Organism: Linum tenue
Lineage: Eukaryota; Viridiplantae; Streptophyta; Magnoliopsida; Malpighiales; Linaceae
Source: the annotation of a GenBank genome assembly